AUAAAAUAGUAUUGACUAGACAAUUCUUCUGCUUUGAAUGUUCAUCUCAUCGCUACAGAAGUGCGGUGCUCGGUUAAGCUUCAACCACUUAUAUACUUAACCUCAUCUAGGAGUUGCAAAUCAAGCAUAUCAAGUUAUCAUUGGAAUACAAAUUCAGAGAAAUGGAACACAUCAAAGAUCCAUCAAUUUACCGCAAUCCCGUCAUAUUGCAGAGCGAGGAUUUAACCAAGUAUAUACUGGAGACUGCUGUUUACCCUCGAGAACCUCAGCCACUGAAAGAGUUGAGAGAAGCCACUAGGAAUCACCCUUGGGGCUUCAUUGCUACUUUACCGGAUGCGGGUCAGCUAAUCACCUUACUUUUGAAGCUGUUGAAUCCCAAAAAGACCAUUGAAGUGGGAGUGUUCACUGGUUACUCCCUUCUCCUCACUGCACUCAACAUUCCUGAUGAUGGAAAGAUUACCGCCAUAGAUAUUGACAGGAAGGCUUAUGAGGUUGGUUUACCAGUCAUCAAAAAGGCUGGAGUAGAGCACAAGAUUAAUUUCAUUGAGUCUCCUGCUUUACCAAUCUUGGAUAAACUACUUGAAGAUCCUGCAAAUGAAGGAUCAUUUGACUUUGCCUUCAUUGAUGCUGACAAAGAGAGCUACGUGAACUACCAUGAGAGGCUUAUAAAACUGGUCAAGAUUGGUGGGUUACUUGUAUAUGACAACACACUGUGGGGUGGACGUGUUUCUUGGCCUGAAGACAAAGUUCCACCACACGCUAGGCCAGGGAGGGACGCUGCAAUUGAAUUUAACAAAAAAAUCACAAAGGAUUCUCGAGUUGAAUUUGCUCUUACUUCCGUAGGGGAUGGACUCAAUAUUUGUAGGCGUAUUGCUUAACUUUUCUGCACUAAACUUGUUUUCUUAUCAAUAAUCAGUGUUUCAUCUACUGAUAUUAUAUAUUUGUACUACCUACCCGAAUAACAUUGCAUUUUGUGUUCCUAAUAAAGUUAUGGUUUCGAUGGAAA
Cajanus cajan (pigeon pea) is the source of this 1006-nucleotide messenger RNA. RefSeq names its product putative caffeoyl-CoA O-methyltransferase At4g26220. NCBI's taxonomy places the organism in Eukaryota, Viridiplantae, Streptophyta, Magnoliopsida, Fabales, Fabaceae. Gene Ontology annotation, molecular function: O-methyltransferase activity; S-adenosylmethionine-dependent methyltransferase activity. The record is from RefSeq and is a predicted model, not a curated record.